GCCUUUUCACAAAUUUAAGAACACUUCAUUAAAGGAAAAAGAAAACCCCUAUCUGUACAUGAAGGAGUCCACCUACUGGACAGAACUGUUAACUGGUAUGGAAAAAAAUAUCACAAGCAGGUGUUUCAUACUCUAGGCAGAAAUUUUCUUGGCAACAUGAAAAUAUAAUUGGCUUUUUAAAAAACAAUUAGCAGAGGGCUGCGGCUGCCAGGACCAAACGGGCGGCAUGCGGGAGGCGUGGACUGUGGAGAAGGGGCUUGCGCCUGGCAGCACGUGUUCCUAGUCCCAAAGUAUUUAAAAGAUGCUUCUAAGAAGAUGAAAAGUGGGCUUAUGUUUGUAAAACUGGUUAACCCAUGUUCAGGGGAAGGAGCCAUUUACUUGUUCAAUAUGUGUCUACCACAGCUGUUUGAAAUAAAAGUUUUCAAGGAAAAAAACCAUUCUUGGUUUAUAAAUGAAUCAGUUCAAUCAGGAGUUCUUCUUCACUUUGCCACACCCAUGGACCCUCUGUUUCUGCUUCUCCACCACCUUAUAAAUGCUGAUAGAGAGGGAAAGUUUCAGCCCGUGGAUCAAGUUGUGAUGGAUGACAUGUUUCCGAAUUGCAUCUUGUUGCUGAAACUUCCUGAACUUGAGAAGUUACUUCGACAUGUGACAGAGGAGAAAGAAAUAGACAAGAAGAAAUAUUACAAGUACAGCAAAGAGAAGACAUUAAAAUGGCUGGAAAAAAAGGUUAAUCAGACUAUGGCAGCAUUAAAAACCAAUAAUGUAAAUGUCAGUGCCCAGGUACAGUCUGCUGCAUUUUUCUCUGGUGACCCGGUUUCCAGUGACAAGGAAGAGGAUUAUAUUCGUUAUGCCCAUGGUCUGAUGUCUGAUUACAUCCCUAAAGAAUUAGGUGACUUAUCUAAAUAUUUAAAGCUUCCAGAACCUCCAGCUUCAGUGCCAAACCCUCCAUCAAAGAAAGUAAAGUUAUCAGAUGAGCCCGUAGAAGCAAAAGAAGAUUACACUAAGUUUAACACUAAAGAUUUGAAGACUGUAAAGAAAAAUAGCAAAAUGACUGCAGCUCAGAAGGCUCUGGCUAAAGUUGACAAGAGUGGAAUGAAAAGUAUUGAUUCCUUUUUUGGUGCAAAACAUGUUAAAAAAAUUGGAAAGAUUUGAAACAUUGAAAAUUAAAUCGAGCAAAAGUAUUUGCCUUCUACAUGUCCCAUUUUCAUCCUUCCUCCAUUCCAAUGUACUUCCUAACCCUUA
Physeter macrocephalus (sperm whale) is the source of this 1242-nucleotide messenger RNA. Its product is annotated as ribonuclease H2 subunit B-like. Gene Ontology annotation, biological process: RNA catabolic process. The record is from RefSeq and is a predicted model, not a curated record. Lineage: Eukaryota; Metazoa; Chordata; Mammalia; Artiodactyla; Physeteridae. Gene Ontology annotation, cellular component: nucleoplasm; ribonuclease H2 complex.